This is a messenger RNA of Phanerochaete carnosa HHB-10118-sp, 873 nucleotides long. RefSeq lists its product as uncharacterized. The coding region runs from base 1 to 873 and encodes 290 amino acids. The transcript has 2 exons. The record is from RefSeq and is a predicted model, not a curated record. Gene Ontology annotation, biological process: cell-cell adhesion. Gene Ontology annotation, molecular function: oligosaccharide binding; polysaccharide binding; N-acetylgalactosamine binding. Gene Ontology annotation, cellular component: phagocytic vesicle; cell surface; protein complex involved in cell adhesion. NCBI's taxonomy places the organism in Eukaryota, Fungi, Basidiomycota, Agaricomycetes, Polyporales, Phanerochaetaceae.
AUGGGUGGGAUUUCGUUCCAGCUGGCGCACGCGGAAACGCCGAUCUCGUACGACCUGGUCGAGACUCCGGCACUCGUAGUACCGACGCCCACUCUCGAACUCGGAGAGUUCAGGACGACGUCUGUCCGCUCCGAAUUCGAGCGUCAGGCCACAACCUGCACCACCCUAUUCUUCACGCAGCCGCACGGCGCGCCGCCGACGGUCGUCCUCGGGUUGAACCAGCUCGACCUGAGUCCGAUCGUGCGCCUCCGGGCGCAGGUGCGCAGCGCCGAGCGCGGGGGCGCGCACAUCGGGCUCAGCGCAUGGUCGACGACGACCCACUUCUCCUCAGGCUGCGCCUGGCUCGCCGAAGACUUCCCUUUCGGAAGGAAGAUCCCGCAGAAACAAGUUUACGUCGCCUUCGCGCGCCCGUACGCCACGCCGCCGUGCGUCGUCGCGUGGCUCGACACGGUCGACUGCUGCAUGUGGGCCAACGCCCGCGCGGCGGUCUGGGCCGGCGACGUCACCGAGCGCGGCUUCACGCUCUACUUCAAAACCUGGCUAGGGUCGCGCCUGUGGCAGGUCGGCGCGAGUUGGCUCGCGUACCCGGCAGACCGCACGGACAUACGCAGCGGCACUUUCAGCACGGAGCAGGUCUGCCCGACGCUCCAGCGGCAGCACGAGCACCGCGGCCGCGUCGAGUGGGAGCCCACGGAGCGCCCACCCCGUGUGUUUACUGCACUGAGCAUGCUCGACUUCGAAAAAUGGAAGAAUCUGCGCGUACGCCUCACCACCAGCGAUGUCACGACCACCGGCAUGGCCUGGAACAUCGAUAGUUGGCAUGACACUGUUAUGCACAAAGCGGCCGCUGUGUACAUCACCUUCGAUAUCUGA